AGUAGCGCCCGCCUGCUAUCAUUACUACAAAACAGCUAUAUAUAGGGUUGCAAAUGAAUCACUACGCAUUUGUAUAUGGAAUUACAAGUAAUUUGGUUGUGUAAUAUUUAACACAUGUUACACUAAACGUAUCAUUCGUACAGGACGCUUCUCUGUAUAUAUAAUGCAACCCACUAAACUGUCGCGUUCAGCGGUAAUCGAUGAUGGUUGGAUUGAUAGCUAGCGUUGUAAUAUUCACUAACAGUACUCAAUACAGUGUACUGUAUAAGCGUCACCAUUAGCAUUACCAUUACCAUUUAAGACACGGUUGGUGACGGAUAUUUAUAUUCUUGAAGCGUUCAGAACUGUCACAGAGUCUGAUGAUUCACUAGUAUGUAUCUACAAAACCUCUGUCUUUAAAAUUCUGGAUGUUUUGCCUUUACCAUAGUUUGACAAUCAAUAACCGAUGUGUAUUUUUCGUGCUGGGGUGUCGUUAAACAUUCAUUCAUUCAUUCAUUCAUUAAAAUUCUGGAACGUACCUCAGGAAUGUAUGGAGACAUUAGGUCAAGGAAGACGAGAAGACAGCGAUGAACAUACUGGAUAUACAGAAAUACAUAGUCUAAGAAGAGACUUGAGUUUUACUCAGAAAUAUAAAACAGUUGUUUUUUCCGGAGGACAGUGUACACACACCUUUAAGAGCGACACGAACGACUAAUGUGAAAAUUCCGUGAGUGUACAGCUAGAUAGAAGAAAGACAGCGAUAUAAGAGCGUAACACGAUGAUCAACACAAGCGAUAAUUUGGUAUAACAGUCUGCAAAACACGGAUGUAGUUUGCUGCAGUAAUGGAUUUUGAAAAGUACAAACUUGUGAAGGAAAAUGAAGAUGACGAUGAGGGUUCACAAAUUCAAGGACUUGAAAUCCCCAACAAAAGACAGACGACGACGUGUUUUGUUUACGUCUUGGCCUUCUCCUCAGCAAUCAGCGGCUUUCUUAUGGGCUACGACAUCGGCGUCGUGUCCGGGUCCAUGCUGCUCAUCGUGCCGCACUUCCAUCUCGACACGAUGUGGACGGAAGCCAUCGUCAGUGCCACAGUCGGGGCUGCCGCUGUGUUUGCUCUCUCGUCUGGGUAUCUCGCUGACGUGUUUGGGAGAAAGAAGAUCAUCAUAUUUUCCAGUAUUGCUUUCGCCACUGGCGCUGUUAUCAUGGGAGCCUCGCCCACCAAGGAAAUUCUCAUACUUGGACGUCUAGUGGCUGGUGUUGGCAUAGGAUUCUCCAUGUCAACAGUGUCUGUCUAUAUAGCAGAAUCUGCACCAGCACACAACAGGGGAAGUUUAGUGUCCUUGUGCCAGAUCUUUGUUGCUAUUGGGAUUUUUGUGUCCAGUGUAGUCGUUGGGAUCUUCAGCGAAGUGAAGGAUGUCGGAUGGAGAUUCAUGUUUGGUCUAUCUGGAGUGGCUGCGAUCAUUCAGCUGAUCGCCUUCCUGUUUUUACCAGAGAGCCCCAGGUGGCUUGUGGGUAGAGGCAGGGACGUACAGGCACGCGCUGUCCUCGAGAGGAUUCGUGGAACAGACGACAUCACGAAGGAGAUUAAUGAGAUCCAGGAAGCCGUGGUGGAAGACAAGCUGCGUGGAGACGGUUUCGUCAUCACGAAGGUUUGCUCCACGCCUCACGUCAGACGCGCUCUUCUGGUUGGCUGCAUGCUGAUGUUCUUCCAGCAGAUGUGUGGCAUCAACACAAUCACAUACUACAGUGCCACUAUUAUGAAAAUGGCGGGAUUUUCAAGCGAGCACUCAAUCUGGUUGGUCACUGCGCCAAAUAGUGUUGGCCUUGUUUUAACUUUCAUCGGGAUGUGGCUGGUGGACAGAGCUGGUCGAAAAAUAAUAACACUUGUCAGUAUAGCAGGUGUGUGUGUGGCUUUGUGUAUCCUUGCCACUAGUUUCCAGUUGGCUGCUCUGAAAGCUCCACCUGUAAAUUUUACGGAAUCGUUCAGCAAUGGAACUCUGUACAACUGGUCAUGUGCAUCAUAUACAAACUGCGACAGCUGUACCAACGACGUAGACUGUGGAUUUUGUUUUAACGACACUUCAAUGGGAUCUUGUCUUCCUGUGGAUAAGGACAAUUCACAACAUUCACAAUUUGGACGUUGCAACGGAACAGGCCAAUCGGAUUCCUCGUUUAAUUUUGACGUUGGUUUUUGUCCAAAUAAUUUCAUGUGGAUGCCAGUUGUUGGAAUGGUCUUACUGGUGUUUUCUUUUGCACCAGGCCUUGGACCGAUGCCUCUGACAGUCAACUCCGAGAUAUACCCACUGUGGGCUAGGAGCACGUGCAGUGCAAUUGCAAUGUGCGUCAACUGGUCUUUCAACCUGGUCGUCUCUUUCACCUUCUUGACUUUCACGGAAACAAUAACCAAAUAUGGCACGUUCUGGCUAUAUGCAAUAUCGUGUGUAUGCGGGUUUAUAUUAAUAGCAAUCUUUCUUCCGGAAACAAAACAAAAGACUUUGGAAGAAAUGGAACAAAUCUUCAUGUCGAAAAACGAGAAGUUGAGACGACAGUUUAAUGUAAUUCCAUAACUGGAGAAGUAUUAAGCUACUUAAGACUGUCUUGGUGCAUCGCGAUCUGUGCAAACUGUUAUAUUGUUUUUUUUAAUAAAUGUAUUUUUCACCUAGUUUGUAAUAAUAUGAAGUAAAAUGUGAUACUGUAGAUUUCUCAUGCAUAAUCCAUAGUUUCAUUUAUUUAUGACUAUCGUACCAAGUUUUAGUUAUUGGACAAUGGUACUACCUAACAUUAUGUUAUUAGACUACAAUAUAUUAAAUCACAGUUUCUAUUCACAAUAAAUACAUUCUAAUAACACAUAUUUAAGGUAGUGCUGAACCAAAUAACAUCCGGCUGGGUCAAAGUUCGAAGUGACCGUAACUUUUAAUAGCACAGUUAAUACCCCCAGUCCUGCCAUUAAUGAUAAAUGUGACAGUUUUUGUUGUCAAAAAAUUAAUGCAGUAUAUGUAUGCAAUUUUAUUUCAUCAAGUACCACUGUGUCAACUUUUGCUGAAAACAUGUAUGGAGUACCUGUAAAACUAAGAACUUUAAUUUUAUGCUAAAUCAAGGGGGUUGUAAAAACUUUUCAAUUAAUACUUUUGGGGAGAGGUUGUAGUAUUCAUAUUUAUGGGUCAAAAUUUGUUUGGAUAUACUGCAUAUAGUGCUUUAACCACAUACGUAAACGUUAGGUAUAGUAUAACCUUAACUUGUAAAAACCCAAAAUUGUUUCUUAAAUACAUGUAAAUUUCACGUCUGCUUGUUAUAUGCAUCGUCUGCCAUGACUUCUGCAAACGGUUCGCUGUUUUCCAUUGUUAGUGUAGGGGCGUUUGUAGCCAAAAGAGGUCCCAUGGGAAAUUCAUAUUAAUUUUUGGAACGAUUGAUAUUUAUAAUCAUUGAAAAAAAAUUGUUCCAUUUUUUCUGAUGAAUAUCAAGAUCAUUUUGAGGUCAGCAAACGUCACCUGUACAAAUCUGUUCAAAGAACUAAGCGAAAUAAAAUGUCACAGGAGGAUAAUGUCUUUAAAAUAUUGACAUGUAACAUGUAAAUCCACCAUGUAAACUAUACUAAAACAUGAAUAAAUGUUUGUUUUGU
Molecule: messenger RNA, 3599 nt
Organism: Gigantopelta aegis
Lineage: Eukaryota; Metazoa; Mollusca; Gastropoda; Neomphalida; Peltospiridae
Product: proton myo-inositol cotransporter-like
Exons: 10
Coding region: 823-2547 (574 amino acids)
Biological process (GO): transmembrane transport
Cellular component (GO): membrane
Molecular function (GO): myo-inositol:proton symporter activity
Source: RefSeq, a predicted model, not a curated record